Molecule: messenger RNA, 1704 nt
Organism: Trichobilharzia szidati
Lineage: Eukaryota; Metazoa; Platyhelminthes; Trematoda; Strigeidida; Schistosomatidae
Source: the annotation of a GenBank genome assembly
AUGGCAAGUGUAGUGGCUAAAAUAGGUACUACUGGUUUAAGAGUUGGAGGAAAAAUCGCAGCUCGUCAGGUUGGAAAACAAGUAGCCAAAAAAGCAAUGAAAGAAGCUGCUAAGAAAGGUGUAAAACAGGCCGCUAAGAAAGGAGCAAAGAAAGCUUCCAAAGAAACAGCGAAAAAAACGGCUAAAAAAGAAGCAAAAUCUUCCUCUAAGAGUGCUAAAAAAACGACAAAAAAACUAGCGAAAAAAGCAGAGGAACAGAGUAAAUCUGGUGAAAAAAAGAAGAGUGGUAAAGAAGAUGCUAAACGGACACCAGAUAAAAAACCGAAAAAGCCUAAAAGUAAGAGUAAAUCGCCUGCUGGAAAAGAUACUUCUAGCCAUUCGAAGAAAGACAAAACCUCGAAGAAACAUAAAUCUGAGACAAAAAGUCAUAACUUACUAAUUGUGAAUACACCAGCCGAUGGACGGAUUGAAGGUGACACAAGCAGCCAAACUACUUCAUCCCCUUCAGUCCAAGAGAAAAGGUCUGGUAUAUUAAAAUCUAGUAGUACAACACCGGAUCGUUCCGCUGUCAGUACUCCAACCGAUUUAAGAAGUGUGAGUACCACUGGAACUUCACUUACUACAACAAGUUCAGAUACUACCGAAACAAGCCAGUCAACUAGUGCUCCCACAACAUCAGCGACCACUUCUUCAAGACUAGUUCAGAUGCAGCCCAAAGCAGAGUUGGAUGCACAAACUUCAGUAUCUCGAAAGAAUUCGGGAAUAUUUACUUUACCUAGAAGACUUUCUAAGAGUAAAGAGACAACCCCACAGAUAAAAUCUCCAACAAAGCCGAAAAGUAGUACUCCUGAAAACAUUAAAAACCUAGAACAGUCUGUCACUAAUGAUGUACUCAAAGAAGAGGCUCUAAAAGAAGUGAAAGACACUGAAUUUAAUUUAAUGCUGCUUCGCUUGGCCAAAUAUUUACUUACCGAUGUGAAAGAAAAAAAGGAGGACGACGAUGAGGAAAAAAAGGAGGGGAGAAAGACUUCAUCUGAAUGGGUGGAAGCUUUGAAACUUGUUCUGAAUUCAGACGCCUUUUACAAAGGUAGUAGGAAGAUGAAAAGGAAGCAUAAGAAGCAAAAAUAUGAUGAAUUCCCUGAGUGCCAAUGCCCAUGUUCGUCUAAAUCAUAUCAUAAGAAACACGAUCUAGAGGAUAUAAAUUACGAAGAUCAAAUUAUACCGAAUGAACAAGAAAAGAGAAGUGAAGAAAACGCACCAGUGGAUGACGAACAAACAACCAGAACAGACGUUUCCACUCAAACACAGUUAUCUACAAGCUCUGAUUCAGAUUCUUAUAGUUCAAGUGAAUCGUCAGAAAGAUGUGAAAAUGCACGGCGCUUGGGUGAUAUAAUACGACUUUUAAAUAAAUGUCCCCCCUCAUGCUGUGAGAUAAAAUCCACAAGAAAACAAUCUAAAUGCCUGAGAUGCCGAGGAACGUCAUCAGCAGAACCAUUAGUAGCAUCCAGGUGGAUGAAUACACCCUCAGAUCAACCUAAUGCAAAUAAGCAGAACUUUUCCGCUCCGCUAUCUAAUCCAAGUUAUCCAGUAAUACCGACAACAUGCUACACAACUCAAACACCAUUAAUAUAUGAAGAACCAGCAAUUGUUACAGAUAUGUUGAUUGAUUUAAAUUAUCCUUAUUUCAGUGAUUUCUACUGUUAG